Messenger RNA from Knipowitschia caucasica, 624 nucleotides. Lineage: Eukaryota; Metazoa; Chordata; Actinopteri; Gobiiformes; Gobiidae. The record is from the annotation of a GenBank genome assembly.
AUGAGCUCCCGCGGGUCAUCCAUAACCACCGGGAUCUGGGCCAUGGAGGCGGACCGCAGAUUGAGACGCACAGCAGGGACCAGCACAGGAGGGACCGGCACAGCACAGGAGGGACCAGCACAGGAGGGACCGGCACAGCACAGGAGGGACCAGCACAGGAGGGACCGGCACAGCACAGGAGGGACCGGCACAGGAGGGACCAGCACAGCACAGGAGGGACCAGCACAGGAGGGACCAGCACAGCACAGGAGGGACCGGCACAGCACAGGAGGGACCGGCACAGGAGGGACCAGCACAGCACAGGAGGGACCAGCACAGGAGGGACCAGCACAGGAGGGACCGGCACAGGAGGGACCAGGACAGGAGGGACCAGCACAGCACAGGAGGGACCGGCACAGUAGGGCCUGGCACAGCACAGGAGGGCCUGGCACAGCACAGGAGGGACCGGCACAGGAGGGACCAGGACAGGAGGGACCAGCACAGCACAGGAGGGACCGGCACAGUAGGGCCUGGCACAGCACAGGAGGGCCUGGCACAGCACAGGAGGGACCGGCACAGGAGGGCCCGGCACAGAAGGGCCCGGCACAGAAGGGCCCGGCACAGAAGGGCCCGGCAUGGGUUUGA